This is a messenger RNA of Topomyia yanbarensis, 1222 nucleotides long. Its product is annotated as L-xylulose reductase. Gene Ontology annotation, biological process: glucose metabolic process; xylulose metabolic process. Lineage: Eukaryota; Metazoa; Arthropoda; Insecta; Diptera; Culicidae. The transcript is spliced from 3 exons. Gene Ontology annotation, molecular function: L-xylulose reductase (NADPH) activity; carbonyl reductase (NADPH) activity. The coding region runs from base 144 to 872 and encodes 242 amino acids. The record is from RefSeq and is a predicted model, not a curated record.
UAAAUUUGAGCUUAAUUUAAUUCGCUCUCAUACAGUUUGUUUAUUGCCGGUUCUUGAUAAGAUUACGAAAAAUUUCACAAUAAACUCUGUACCUUCCAUUCGUCAAAAUUUUAUUUAGUCGUGCAGAAUAUAGUUCGUAUAGGAUGGAGAUAUCAUUAAAGGGAAAGAAAAUAGUAGUUACCGGCGCAGGGCAAGGAAUUGGUAAUGAACUAUGCAAAACACUAGUGAAAAUGGGUGCCCAGGUAGUAGCUGUAUCGCGUUCUCCCGGUCCAUUGGAAGCUCUAAAAGAAGAGUGUUCUACAAUUGAGAUCAUACAAGUUGAUCUAAGUGACUGGAAUGCAACUACUGCGGCCUUGAAAAAUAUAGAUAGAGUUGAUGGAUUAGUCAACAAUGCGGGUAUAGCUAUUAUAAAACCAUACGAAGAGCUUUCUGAGCAGGAUUUUGAUGCCACGUUCAACAUCAACAUUAAAGCAGCAUUUCACGUGAGUCAAUUACUCAUUCCAAAAAUGCCCCCCGGUGCCAGCAUCGUAAAUCUAUCGUCAUUGGCCAGCAUCAAAGCUUUUCAGGGUCACUCGGUCUAUUCCAUGACCAAGGCAGCAAUGGAUGCAAUGACCAAAAGCUUAGCCUGUGAGCUGGGACCAAAGAAAAUACGUGUCAAUAGCGUCAAUCCUACUGUUAUACUGACCAGAAUGGGACGCGAGAACUGGAGUGACCCGGCUAGGGCUGAUCCGCUGAUAGCAAAAAUUCCUCUCGCUCGCUUCGGCGAAGUGGUUGAGGUGGUUGAACCAAUCGUAUACUUACUGAGUGAUAGAUCUGGCUACAUCAACGGACACUGCUUGCCAGUGGAAGGUGGAUUUUUGGCGGGUAACUGAAAUUGUUGGAACAGUACAAGACACAAAGUUUAAACUACAAAUAAAACCAUUUAUUAUGUUUCAAUAAUUCCGUUUAUUACAUGCUUCAUUGGUUCAAACUAUUAAAAAAUAAGUUCCUUACAUACGAGACGAGUAACAUAGAAAUUGGCCUUAAAAGUAGCACUGCAGCGUAUUUCUCAAAAGAUAAAACAAAAAAUCUUUAUUGUGGAGUUGGUUGGUAUUUUAUUACUGUGUUUUCGCUUCAGAUAGGGAUAUGCAGCUAAGCUUAUCUACAUUCGGUUAAGUACAUAUGAUUGAAAAAUGUGUUACAUGAUCAUUUGAAAAUAUAUUGGUUUCUGGUUGUGCUUUGA